Molecule: messenger RNA, 4463 nt
Organism: Magnolia sinica
Lineage: Eukaryota; Viridiplantae; Streptophyta; Magnoliopsida; Magnoliales; Magnoliaceae
Product: ABC transporter B family member 1
Exons: 10
Coding region: 190-4242 (1350 amino acids)
Biological process (GO): transmembrane transport
Cellular component (GO): membrane
Molecular function (GO): ATP binding; ATP hydrolysis activity; ABC-type transporter activity
Source: RefSeq, a predicted model, not a curated record
GGGGGAGGAAAACAACAACUAUGUUAUAAGAGAGGAGAAGAAGACGACGACCCAGUAAAAAAAGAGAGAAAAGGAAAAGGAAAAGCUCAUUAAAAAGACAAAAAAAAAAAAAGGAAAAAGAAUAGGAGGGAGAGAGAGAGAGAGAGAGAGAGAGAGAGAGAGAGAGAGAGAGAGAGAGAGAAUUUUGCAAUGUCACAAGAUUCUCAAGAGAUAAAGACGGUAGAGCAGUGGAAAUGGUCCGAAAUGCAAGGCCUUGAACUUAUUUCCUCUUCUUCAUCUACUCCUACCUCUCAUUCUCUUAUAUUUAAGCAAGACAAGCAUCCCCCAAUUCAAGAAGUAGAAGCAGAGAUGGAAAACACUACUCCUGCUUCUUCUUCUUCUCCUGCUGCUGCUUCUUCUACUCCCCCAAAUCCCCCCAAUGGUAAGAACGACGAGAAACCUUCCCCAUCGCCUCCUUCUUCCGGCUUCUCCGAGCUCUUUCGCUUCGCAGACAGCCUCGAUUACCUCCUGAUGUCUAUUGGGACUGCUGGGGCCAUCGUCCAUGGCUGCUCCCUCCCUAUCUUCCUCCGCUUCUUCGCCGAUCUCGUCAAUUCCUUUGGCUCCAACUCAAACAAUCCCGACAAGAUGAUGCAGGAAGUCCUCAAGUAUGCAUUCUACUUUCUGGUGGUCGGCGCCGCGAUCUGGGCGUCUUCUUGGGCAGAGAUUUCAUGCUGGAUGUGGACGGGCGAACGGCAAUCAACCAAAUUGAGAAUCAGAUUCCUCGAAGCUGCUCUGAAUCAGGACGUGCAGUACUUCGACACAGACGUCCGGACGUCGGACAUCGUCUUCGCCAUCAACAGCGACGCCGUCAUGGUUCAGGACGCCAUCAGCGAGAAAUUGGGUAAUUUCAUCCAUUACAUGGCGACGUUCGUCUCUGGUUUUGUCGUCGGCUUCACCGCCGUGUGGCAGCUGGCGCUCGUAACACUCGCAGUAGUCCCACUCAUCGCCGUGAUUGGAGCGAUCCACACCACCACAUUGGCCAAGCUCACUUCCAAGAGCCAGCAAGCCCUCUCAGAAGCUGGAAAUAUAGCAGAACAGACAUUAGCCCAAAUCCGAACGGUUCUAUCAUAUGUGGGUGAAUCCAGAGCGUUGCAGGCUUACUCGGCCGCGCUACAGGUGGCUCAAAGGAUCGGUUACAAGAGUGGAUUCGCAAAGGGAAUUGGAUUGGGAUCGACUUACUUUACAGUCUUCUGUUGCUAUGCAUUGCUGCUCUGGUACGGCGGAUAUCUCGUUCGGCACCAUUACACCAACGGCGGGCUUGCCAUAGCUACCAUGUUCUCCGUUAUGAUAGGCGGAUUGGCUUUAGGACAAUCAGCUCCAAGCAUGACUGCAUUUGCUAAGGCGAAGGUUGCAGCUGCGAAGAUCUUCCGCACCAUUGAUCACAAGCCAGGGAUAGAUCGAAACAGCGAAACGGGCAUAGAAUUGAGUUCUGUAACGGGUCACGUUGAGCUGAAGAACGUCGAUUUUUCAUACCCGUCGAGGCAAGAGGUUCGGAUCCUUAGCAAUUUUUCUCUGAAUGUGCCAGCGGGGAAGACCAUAGCUUUGGUGGGCAGCAGUGGCUCUGGUAAGAGCACUGUUGUUUCCCUCAUUGAAAGAUUCUAUGAUCCCACUUCAGGUCAGGUGCUCCUUGAUGGGCAGGACAUAAGGACACUGAAGCUACGAUGGUUGAGACAACAGAUAGGUUUGGUUAGCCAAGAGCCAGCUCUUUUCGCAACAACCAUCAAAGAAAACAUGCUUUUGGGAAGGGCAGAUGCUACCCAGAUAGAGAUUGAAGAAGCUGCGCGUGUAGCCAAUGCUCAUUCCUUCAUCAUAAAGCUUCCUGAUGGCUAUGAUACUCAGGUUGGGGAGAGAGGAUUGCAAUUGUCGGGUGGACAGAAGCAGAGGAUUGCAAUCGCGCGGGCCAUGCUCAAGAACCCGGCCAUCCUGCUACUGGACGAGGCGACGAGUGCUCUCGAUUCAGAAUCAGAGAAGCUGGUGCAGGAGGCCCUUGAUCGUUUCAUGAUAGGGAGGACGACCCUCGUGAUUGCCCACCGCCUGUCCACCAUCCGCAAGGCGGACCUUGUCGCCGUCCUCCAACAGGGGAGCGUCUCCGAGAUCGGGACCCAUGACGACCUCAUCGCCAAGGGGGACAAUGGACUCUAUGCCAAGCUUAUCAGAAUGCAAGAGAUGGCCCACGAAGCAGCUCUCAAUAAUGCAAGAAAGAGUAGUGCCAGGCCUUCGAGUGCCAGGAACUCCGUCAGCUCGCCAAUCAUCGGCCGCAACUCUUCCUACGGACGAUCGCCAUACUCACGCCGGCUCUCCGACUUCUCUACCUCUGACUUCAGUCUCUCCCUCGAUGCCUCCCACCCAAGCUACCGCCUUGAGAAGCUUGCCUUCAAAGACCAGGCCAGCUCCUUCUGGCGCCUCGCCAAGAUGAACUCCCCUGAGUGGGCCUAUGCUCUCAUUGGCUCUGUGGGGUCUGUUGUCUGUGGGUCGAUAAGUGCCCUCUUUGCCUACGUCCUCAGCGCUGUCCUAAGCAUCUACUACAACCAAGACCAUGCAUACAUGAGGAGGGAGAUUGGCAAGUACUGCUUCCUACUGAUCGGAGUAUCAUCGGCAGCACUCCUAUUCAACACACUCCAGCAUCUGUUCUGGGAUGUUGUCGGCGAGAACCUCACGAAGCGAGUGAGGGAGAAGAUGCUUGCAGCAGUUCUGCGUAAUGAGGUGGCGUGGUUCGACCGUGAGGAGAAUGAGAGUGCAAGGAUCGCGGCCCGCUUGGCAUUGGAUGCAAACAACGUGCGGUCUGCGAUAGGGGACCGAAUAUCUGUGAUAAUGCAGAACUCAGCUCUCAUGCUUGUUGCUUGCACUGCUGGGUUCGUCUUGCAGUGGCGCCUUGCGCUGGUGCUUGUUGCCGUCUUUCCUAUCGUGGUUGCUGCCACUGUGUUGCAGAAAAUGUUCCUGAAAGGCUUCUCCGGCGACUUAGAAGCUACCCAUGCCAAGGCCACUCAGCUAGCCAGCGAAGCUGUCGCCAAUGUCCGAACAGUCGCGGCAUUCAAUUCCGAGUCAAAAAUCGUAGGACUCUUCACCUCCAACCUCGAAGCUCCACUGCGUCGCUGCUUCUGGAAGGGACAGAUCGCUGGCAGCGGCUUCGGUGUAGCCCAGUUCUUGCUCUACGCCUCCUAUUCCCUCGGCCUAUGGUACGCGUCCUGGCUCGUCAAACACGGAAUCUCCGAUUUCUCCAAGACAAUCCGCGUCUUCAUGGUCCUCAUGGUCUCCGCCAAUGGCGCCGCCGAGACACUAACACUAGCUCCCGACUUCAUAAAAGGCGGCCGUGCCAUGCGGUCUGUCUUCGACCUCUUAGACCGCAGAACUGAAAUAGACCCAGACGAUCCUGACACAACUCCCGUCCCUGACCGACUCCGUGGAGAUGUCGAAUUCAAACAUGUAGACUUCUCCUACCCAUCACGCCCAGACAUACCCAUCUUCCGUGACCUCACCCUCCGAGCCCGAGCUGGCAAGACGCUCGCCCUCGUGGGUCCGAGCGGGUGCGGGAAAAGCUCAGUCAUUGCACUUGUACAACGAUUCUACGAGCCAUCAUCUGGGAGAGUACUCAUAGACGGAAAGGACAUACGUAAAUACAACCUCAAAUCGCUACGGCGGCACGUAGCGAUGGUCCCACAGGAGCCGUGCCUAUUCGCAGCAACCAUACAUGAUAACAUUGCAUAUGGAGCUGAGUCUGCAACAGAAGCUGAGGUGAUCCAGGCAGCUACGUUGGCAAAUGCACACAAGUUCAUUUCAGCCCUGCCUGACGGGUACCGCACGUGGGUCGGAGAGAGGGGUGUGCAGCUAUCAGGAGGCCAGCGGCAGAGGAUUGCCAUAGCACGUGCUUUCGUGAAGAAAGCCGAGUUGUUGCUGCUCGACGAGGCGACGAGUGCGCUGGAUGCUGAGUCAGAACGGUGCGUGCAGGAGGCGCUUGAGCGCGCGUCGUCAGGACGGACGACUAUCGUUGUCGCACAUAGGCUUUCGACGGUCAGGAAUGCUCACGUGAUUGCCGUGAUUGACGAUGGGAAGGUGGCAGAGCAAGGAUCGCAUUCGCAUCUUUUGAACCAUCAUCCUGACGGCUGUUACGCACGGAUGAUACAGUUGCAGAGGUUCACGCACGUGCCGGCGUCGGGUGCUGGGUCGUCUACACGUGCGAAGGAGGAGGAUGGGGAACAGAAAUAACUGGAAUUCCUUUGUUCCUUUUUUGGGUUCGUGUUAUUUUUGUUUGGGCAAUACGGCGUAUGUGUAAUAUAAUUGAUAUAUGCAUGUUUUGGUUAUGUCUUUUGUGGAGAGAGAAGACGUCCUCUUGAAUUCAAAUAGCUUUCUGCUUAUUUGUUUCUUCGGGGCUAUGCUAAUCCAUCUUUGAUCUAUGUGAAAUGACAAAAGGGACUCGUUUUUUGUUC